This is a messenger RNA of Capsella rubella, 438 nucleotides long. RefSeq names its product arabinogalactan peptide 24. The transcript has a single exon. The record is from RefSeq and is a predicted model, not a curated record. The coding region runs from base 99 to 305 and encodes 68 amino acids. Lineage: Eukaryota; Viridiplantae; Streptophyta; Magnoliopsida; Brassicales; Brassicaceae.
CCACAAUCCUAUGAACACAACAAACACCACAAAUCUUUUUUCUCACUUUCAUCAGAACCAAAACUCAUAACACAACAACGUUUUUGAGACAUCUAACAAUGAUGAUGAUGAAGAAGAUGUUUAUUCAGAUCGCUGUGGUUUGUCUACUGGCGACGAUGGCCGUAGUCUCCGCCCACGAUGGUCACCACCAUGCUCCGGCUCCAGCACCAGGACCUACAUCCAGCUCAACCGUUGUUUCCGCCACUAAUAUGUUCACCGUCUUGGCUGUUGCUGCCGUGGCUCUCUUCGUUGGUUCCAACCACUAAGUUUGUGGUUCAUUACUUUCGUUGUUUUGGUUCAAUUUCUUUUUUUUUUUCUUUUUUGAUUAAAACUUCUCAUUUGUUAUAAUGUUUAUUUGAUGAUUUCAUGAAUAAAUAACUCUUUUGAACGUGUUUUUUA